Copidosoma floridanum is the source of this 1529-nucleotide messenger RNA. It is a transcript of the gene CSN5, whose product is annotated as COP9 signalosome subunit 5. The record is from RefSeq and is a predicted model, not a curated record. NCBI's taxonomy places the organism in Eukaryota, Metazoa, Arthropoda, Insecta, Hymenoptera, Encyrtidae. Gene Ontology annotation, molecular function: protein binding; metallopeptidase activity.
UUGCAUUGAUAGGUUGAGGUUAGUGUUGUUUACAAAGAGGCUAAUAAACUAUAGAAAUCGGAUUAUUAUUCAUCAACAAAACAAAUAUUUACGUUUCAUAGAUUUAAUCUGCUGUCAUGUCGGGUUUCAACGAUCAAAGCUCAAUUGCCCAGAAAUCAUGGGAAAUGGCCAACAAUGUAGAGACAAUCAGUACUUUGGAUGAGGUUUACAGAUAUGACAGAAAAGAACAGCAAGACAUUCUUGCUGCCAAACCAUGGGAGAAAGACCCACAUUUUUUCAAAGAUAUCAAGAUUUCUGCUCUGGCACUGUUAAAAAUGGUUAUGCACGCUCGUUCGGGUGGAACUCUUGAAGUUAUGGGUUUACUGCUGGGCAAAGUCACAGCCAACACUAUGCUUGUCAUGGAUUCGUUUGCUCUGCCUGUUGAAGGUACAGAAACUAGAGUCAAUGCUCAGGCUCAAGCCUAUGAGUACAUGACAGCCUACAUAGAAUCUGCCAAACAAGUUGGUAGGCAGGAAAACGCAAUUGGUUGGUACCACAGCCACCCAGGUUACGGAUGUUGGCUAUCUGGUAUUGAUGUGUCCACACAAAUGUUAAACCAAAACUUCCAAGAGCCAUUUGUUGCCAUUGUCAUCGAUCCAGUGAGAACAAUAUCUGCUGGGAAAGUUUGCUUGGGAGCGUUUAGGACAUAUCCAAAGGGCUAUAAACCAGCGAAUGAAGAACCAUCAGAGUAUCAAACAAUACCUCUGAAUAAAAUCGAAGAUUUUGGUGUUCACUGCAAGCAAUACUAUUCACUUGAAGUAACUUACUUUAAAUCUUCACUGGACCGAAGACUGCUUGACUCUUUAUGGAACAAAUAUUGGGUCAAUACUUUAAGUUCCUCCAGUCUUUUGACAAACACUGACUACACUACAGGACAGAUUUUCGAUCUGUCUGAUAAAUUGGAACAGUCGGAACAAACGCUAGGACGUGGUUUUGUUUUUGGAGGACUAGAGUUUCAUGAGAAGAGUACAGUGGAUAAGCUUAUUAAGGCCACCAGAGACAGUAGUAAAACAACUAUUGAAGUGAUUCAUGGUUUGAUGGCUCAAAUCAUUAAAGACAAACUUUUUAAUCAAGUUGGCAUAUGUAAAAAUGAGCAAAAUAAGCAAAAUGACUCAAAUGAGCCAAAUAAGCCAAGCGAGGAAAAAGAGGAAAUAGAGAAUAAAGCAAUGGAAGAAUAAUUAUGGAUUUUUGUAAUUUUUUAAUUAAAUUUUACGAUCCUAAGUCACGGAAAAAAACUUAUAGUUAAACUUUGCGUGUGAAAGUCUGUCCUUAAGUAAAACUUACACAAGUAGUUCUCGACUUCUUAUAAAUUUUUCAGAAAAAAAUGAAAAACAUGUCAAAAUAAUUAUAGUGUUCAACUCUUUAUAUUAAUGGAAUAAAAAUACAUUUUAUUUUCACACGUUGAUUCGCUAAAAAUUAUGUACAGCAUCUGUGUAAUUAAUCAUUUUCAUCAUCGAUUUAUAUAUUUAUAAAAUUAAUUAGUGUAAAGA